Molecule: messenger RNA, 2257 nt
Organism: Eutrema salsugineum
Lineage: Eukaryota; Viridiplantae; Streptophyta; Magnoliopsida; Brassicales; Brassicaceae
Product: nudix hydrolase 22, chloroplastic
Exons: 10
Coding region: 67-834 (255 amino acids)
Biological process (GO): coenzyme A catabolic process
Molecular function (GO): acetyl-CoA hydrolase activity; coenzyme A diphosphatase activity
Source: RefSeq, a predicted model, not a curated record
CACUUUAAUGUCAUUGCUCUCUCUGCCUCUCAACAUUGGCUUCGUGAGUAAAUUCUCUGUAAUUUCAUGAAAUCGGCAGCAUCAGCCGCUCCGCCGAGGGCGAAAAGCUUCACACUUGGAUCCUCCAGGCUCUUCGCCUUGGCGCAGCAGCUGCGUGUAUACAAGCCGCAGUUUUCUCCACCGUUGGAGGCGGCGAAAGAGAUGCGUGCGUACCAUGAGAACACUACGAAAUUGAUCUCCCACGUUGGGUCUCAGGAAUCUAUGGCUCCGGUGAAGAAAGCGGCAGUCUUGGUUUGUCUCUUCGAAGGAGACGACGGUGAUUUGCGUGUGAUCCUCACUAAGAGGUCUUCCGGAUUGUCUACUCACUCGGGAGAAGUUUCUUUACCAGGUGGUAAAGCAGAAGAGCUUGAUAAGGAUGAUGGGAUCACUGCAACAAGAGAGGCAGAAGAAGAGAUUGGAUUAGACCCUUCACUUGUUGACGUUGUUGCUUUCCUCGAACCAUUUCUGUCUCAGCAUCUGCUCAGAGUAAUUCCCGUAGUAGGAAUAUUAUGGGACAAAAAAGCAUUCAAUCCAACGCCAAAUCCCGCAGAAGUGGAAGCCGUGUUUGAUGCACCAUUUGAAAUGUUUCUGAAGGAUGAGAACCGGAGAUCUGAGGAGAUUGAGUGGAUGGGGGAAAAGCAUUUGAUCCACUUCUUUGAUUACAAUACAGGAGAUGAGGAUUAUGUUAUAUGGGGCUUAACUGCCAGAAUCUUGAUAAGAGCUGCAACGGUGAUUUAUCAACGACCACCUGCUUUCAUUGAACGGAAACCUAUCUUUAAGUACCCCAGAAUGUGAAAGCAGCAGAACGAGGCUACUUGUUUAUAUGGAUAGCUGAAGGUGAUGAGUUCUUGCUUUGGACUUGCUGGGACAUCGUGUGGCAAACGUCCAUGAAUCUUAUGGUAACGGAAGAUCGCUGGAGGUGUCUCUAUAUGUUCAUAUCCCAGCUCGUUCUUGGAGAAUCUGGCAGCAUAGCGAUUUGCAGUGUUGAGUUGUGUCUGAUAUUAUCUGAUUGGAUAUCUCAAUCAUAUGACCUGAAAGCAAAGGUCGUGCAUGGGACAAAUUCUUCCAAAAAGUCAAUGGGGCAUUCCGAGAAUCAUACCACUAGACCAAAUGCCCUGUUGCUGCUAUAACCCAGUUAAAACACCUAUACUUAGAAUUAAUCAUUUCUUGGAAAUGCCAACUUGAACUCUCCAUUUCUCAUAUAUGAAACUUUGAUUUUGUAGGAGAUAUAGUAGAAUCAUUUCUGGUUGGUUACUAGAAUCUAAGCCAACGCAUCUGAAAAUAAGGGUACAAUUUGAUCUUGUGUUCUUAUUUCAGUUGAUAAAAUAAGAAGGAAAAACAAAAUUAAUCAAAAGAAUUUCUUAAUGCAUAGAUGAUGUAUCAUGCCACCAGAUCCAACAUCUGAAUUUGAUUUCCCGCUGUUCUAGGUUAUACCCUUUGGAUUUGGAUCAGAAACAUUCUGACUUUUAGAUCUUUGUUGCUGAGUUAAAUGUAUACUGUUCAGAAUCAUAGCUCUUAUAGUGAUUCUCAACCAUAGAAGUUGUACAUUUGGUUUCCCAUACUUUUUCUUCAAUAUUUAAGCUUUCUUCAUGGGGAAUUCUGAAAAGUGAACUCUAGAUCUCUCGAAUCCAAAGCGAGAGUCAUGGUGCUAGCCCAAUAGCCUGAACAAAUUAGUGAUCUGUUAAAUUUUAGCGCCUUUGUUUGCUCGUCUAUCCUUUGCAUAAAGAGAACUGUGAUUUCUGUUGAUCUUUAGCUGGAAAUUAGUUAACAAGCCUUUUCUUAUUGGUACAGCUCAUUGUUGAAAGUCUUUCAGCAUGUUUUGUUGGCUGAGUGUGAUAUUGGAAAUCAACAAAUCUAGAUGAUCUAAUCCAUCUGAGAGCAAAGCUAGUCCUUGGAAAAUCUGGUAGCAUAGCACUUUUCUGAUAUUAUCUGGUUGGAUAUCUCAAUUAUAUGAUCUGAAAGCUAAGCUCGUUGUUGGAGAAUCAGGCAGCAUACUGUAAGUGGUGUCCGAAGUUAUGUGGUUACAAUAUUUCAGGAAGAGCUUGGCUUCGUCCAAAAUGUCAAUCCUCUGAUACCAAAGUGAAGAUUUUUCAUAAUCAUUUGAUUCUUGAGAAUAAAAAUCCAUUUUUGAGAAUCUUCAAAGAAGACCAAAUACUUUGACAAGUCUUUCUAAAUCAGCAAAAGAGCUUCCUUUUUCCUCCAUCACUGCUCCUACUAC